GAAGACGACAGUGACGACAGAAUGAACCCUAGAGUGUUUAUUGACUGGAAUAUUGAUGGAGAAUACGCUGGUAGAUUAGUAUUCGAACUCUACAGCGAUAAAGUACCAAAAACUGCAGAGAACUUUAAAGCUCUCUGUACGGGCGAGAAAGGUACAGAUGAGGAGACAGGUAACAAAUUAACAUACAAGGACUCAAUAUCGCAUCGUAUUAUCAAAGGUUUCAUGAUACAAUUCGGCGACAUAACAAACCAUAACGGUACCGGUGGAUUAUCAAUCUACGGUGGUAAAUUUGAGGAUGAGAACUUUGAUAUUAAGCAUACAAAGCGUGGUCAACUAUCUAUGGCUAACGCCGGUCCAAAUACCAACGGCUCACAAGUAUUCGUCACUUUCUGCCCAUGUCCACAUUUAGACGGCAGACAUGUUGUUUUCGGUGAAAUUUCUAAAGGCAAGGGAUUGUUACGUAGAUUAGAGAAUAUCCAGACAGGCGAAAACGACUACCCAACCGUUGAUGUCCGCAUCGUCGACAGCGGUUUAGUUAAGGAGGGUGAAGAUGAUGGCGUACCACCAUUAUCUAUUGGAGAGCAUGAAGACUACCCAGAAGACGAUGAAGCAGAUUCAGAGAACCCAGAAGUUGCACUGAAGAUUGCAAAAUACUACAAAGAUAAAGGUGCAGAUGCAUUCAAGCAACAAAACCACUCAGUUGCCGUAAAUGAAUGGGAAAAAGCACUGAGGUACUUGGAUGUCAACCCAGUUCUUCCAGAUGAAACUAAAAAUGAAAUUAAAGCGGAAUACUCACAAACUAGAGUGCAGUUAUACUUGAAUGUUUCAAUUGCUGCACUCAAACUCAAUAAACCAGCUGUAGCUGAAUCAAUGGCUACAAAAGCUAUCAGAACUCCACCAACUAAAGGUCAAGAUAUUGCAAAGGGUCUCUACAGACGAGCACUCGCAAAGUCUGCCCGCAAGAAUGAUCAUUCUGCCUUGGAUGAUUUGAAUCAUGCAGUAAAAAUUUCACCACAAGACGCUAAUAUAAAUAACCAAAUUGCUUUCAUAAAGAACAAGAUACAACAACAAAAGCAAAAAGAGAAGCAAGUAUAUUCCAAAAUGUUUUCUUAAAUAACUUUCUUCUUCUUGUACCGUCAUCAUGUCAUAUAAC
Molecule: messenger RNA, 1153 nt
Organism: Wallemia mellicola CBS 633.66
Lineage: Eukaryota; Fungi; Basidiomycota; Wallemiomycetes; Wallemiales; Wallemiaceae
Product: rotamase D
Exons: 3
Coding region: 22-1113 (363 amino acids)
Biological process (GO): protein peptidyl-prolyl isomerization
Molecular function (GO): protein binding; peptidyl-prolyl cis-trans isomerase activity
Source: RefSeq, a predicted model, not a curated record